This is a messenger RNA of Lachancea sp. 'fantastica', 1440 nucleotides long. The record is from the annotation of a GenBank genome assembly. Lineage: Eukaryota; Fungi; Ascomycota; Saccharomycetes; Saccharomycetales; Saccharomycetaceae.
AUGAGACAGUGGAAAACGGUCUGGAGAGUCGUUGGCAGACGUUGCAACAGCAACGGGGCGUCAGGUACGCUGGGAUCGGGUAAAACGGGACGCGCUCAAGACGAGGGACAUUCUUGGGCGAUCGUGAAAACCAUGUUCAACCGGGAGUCAACUACAAUUACGUACAAGGCACAAGCACCAGAUCAAACGAAAAUCGGCGCAGACGCCAUAAAAGUCCCGCCACCAAUAACCGUCUCGUUCAGCAACGUGUUUUUGCGAGAUGCCUCGCAAAGUUCUAAAUCCGUGGACCCCUUUUCCGGCCAAAAACUGUUCAGAACAGGCCAGUUGUUGGCCAAUCCGUCUGCUACCAUACCUCAGAAUGUCGAAGUUUCGUCCGACAAACAGGCGCUGCGGAUCGACUGGGGCGACGGAGACUCCUACAGCUAUCCACUGACGUUUUUGGACCAGUCUUCAGGCCAUCCCACAGACGAACUGGCCUCCAUUCCAAGGCCUUUCCAACAACGAAAAUCGGUCAGUCCCGCGCUUUGGGAUCGUGAUAUGCUCAAGCAGAACAUCGGGAACCUUUUGUCGGUGAAUUACGACGCAUACGCGAGCCCCACCAAUUCAGCCGGUCUGCAUCAAACCCUGGUCAAUCUCCGCAAGUUCGGAAUCUCGUUUAUUGCCGAUCUGCCUCAGGAACAACCAGAAGGACUGCUUAAACAGGUAGCAGAACACAUAGGUCCCAUCAGAAAUACGUUCUACGGCGAAACUUUCGACGUGAGAAACAAAGCCGGCGCUGAAAACAUAGCAUACACUAACCGACCAUUGACUUUGCAUCAGGACCUCUUGUAUCUGGACAAUGCCCCAGGUUGGCAAAUUCUCCAUGCCAUCCAAAACUCGUCCGACGGGAGCGAAGCCGGCAUGAAUUAUUUUGCCGAUGCUUUCAACGCUGCUCGUUUUGUUCGCGACACAGACGCUGACGCCUACGAGGCACUCACGCAAGUUCCCAUCAACUACCAUUACGAGCGCAAUAAUAACCGUUACUACAACUCGAGACCUCUCAUUGUGGAAAACGAAAUAAAUGUGGACAAUCUGGUAUCGUCCAACUACGUUUCACUUAUAAAGGAGGUAAACUACUCCCCCAUGUUCCAGGCUCCGUUUACAUUUGGGAUUUGGGAAAAACCUAAGGGUCAAGACCUCUCCACAGCUAGCGGAAAGCUAACGCAACGACUACUAUUCAAGGACUUUUUACGCGGGCUGGCACUAUUUGAAAAGUUCAUCAAUUUGCCUGAAAACCAAUUCAGGCUCAAGCUGCCGGAGAAUGCUUGUGUGAUAUUCAAUAACAGACGUUUGUUACAUGCCCGAACUGCAUUUUCCGGUGAAAGGUGGCUACGUGGAUGCUAUUUGGAUGAUGAUGCUGUUAAAAGCAAAUUGCAAUAUUUAGAAGAAAGACAAGGCUAA